This is a messenger RNA of Cyprinodon tularosa, 840 nucleotides long. Its product is annotated as H-2 class II histocompatibility antigen, A-U alpha chain-like. NCBI's taxonomy places the organism in Eukaryota, Metazoa, Chordata, Actinopteri, Cyprinodontiformes, Cyprinodontidae. The transcript is spliced from 4 exons. Gene Ontology annotation, biological process: positive regulation of T cell activation; peptide antigen assembly with MHC class II protein complex; immunoglobulin production involved in immunoglobulin-mediated immune response. The record is from RefSeq and is a predicted model, not a curated record. Gene Ontology annotation, cellular component: MHC class II protein complex; membrane. The coding region runs from base 66 to 788 and encodes 240 amino acids. Gene Ontology annotation, molecular function: MHC class II protein complex binding.
UGCUUCUGCUUCCAGCAGCAGCUGAACUUUCCUCUCAGUUGAUCUCAGAGUUUAACAGAGAGAGGAUGAUGAUGAUGAUGAAGCUGCUCCUCUUCCUCUGCUCCGUCCUCUGGGUCUCUGCUGAUGUUCUCCAUGAGGACCUUCGUAUCAGUGGCUGUUCAGACUCUGAUGGAGAGUUCAUGUACACUCUGGAGGGAGAAGAGCUGUGGUUCGCUGACUUUAAGAAGGGAGAAGGAGAAUAUCCUCUGCCUCCUUUCAUUGAUCCUUUCAAAUACCAGGAAGGAACUUAUGAACUAGCUGUGGGUAGUCAACAGAUCUGCAGAAACAACCUGAAACUCAGGCGUAAAGCUAUGAAGGACAUUCCUCUGGAAAAAGAUCCUCCAUCCAAUCCAGUGGUCUAUCCCAGAGAUGACAUAGAGCUGGGAGAGAAGAACAUCCUGAUCUGUCAUGUCUCUGGUUUCUAUCCUGCUCCUGUCAACGUCUCCUGGACCAAGAACGGCCAGAAGGUGACUGAUGGAACCAGCAUCAACGUUCCCUAUCCCAGUAAGGACAGCACCUUCACCCAGAUCUCCAGACUGGACUUCAUCCCUCAGCUGGGAGACGUCUACAGCUGCUCAGUGGAGCAUCCUGCCCUACAGAAACCAGUCACUACGAUGUGGGAUGUGGAGAUGGACAGUCCUCAGCCCAGUGUUGGACCUGCUGUGUUCAGUGGAGUCGGUCUGACCAUCGGACUCAUCGGCGUUGCCUUGGGAACCUUCUUCCUGAUCAAAGGGAACGAGUGCAGCUGAUUGGCUGCAGCUGAUUGGCUGCAGCUGAUUGGUUGAAGCUGAUUGGCUGAAG